This is a messenger RNA of Thalassophryne amazonica, 1934 nucleotides long. It is a transcript of the gene coq10b, whose product is annotated as coenzyme Q10B. The transcript has 5 exons. Gene Ontology annotation, cellular component: mitochondrion. The coding region runs from base 58 to 768 and encodes 236 amino acids. Gene Ontology annotation, biological process: cellular respiration; ubiquinone biosynthetic process. The record is from RefSeq and is a predicted model, not a curated record. Lineage: Eukaryota; Metazoa; Chordata; Actinopteri; Batrachoidiformes; Batrachoididae. Gene Ontology annotation, molecular function: ubiquinone binding.
GGGGCGGGGCGUGGCUGUAAGCGAUGGUAGGAGUCGCCGUGGGAAAAGUGGUCAAAGAUGGCGAGAGGCAGCCGCAGUUUGCGGAGUGUAGCUCAGUGUUUGAAACAGCUGCCGUUCAGAGCCGAGCCGCACAGCAAGACCACCGUCAGAUACCUGUCAUCAUGUGGGAUCCUGAUGACUCGCGUGCCCCCCCUGCUGGGUUCACCGGAGCCAGGUCAUGGCAUUGUAUUGCCUGCCCGCAGCUUCUUCAACCUUGCAGAUUCUUUUUCCAAGAGGAAGGAGUAUUCAGAGAGACGCAUCAUUGGGUUUUCCAUGCAGGAGAUGUAUGGCGUGGUAGCUGGUGUGGAGAACUACCGCCUGUUUGUCCCCUGGUGUAAGAAAUCUGAUGUUGUGUUCCAGCGAUCUGGAUUCUGCAAAGCAAAACUCACCGUGGGCUUUCCACCUGUUGUGGAAAACUACACUUCACUUGUUACAACUGUGCGCCCCCAUCUGGUCAAGGCUUCCUGUUCUGACGGGAAAUUGUUCAACCACCUGGAGACGGUUUGGCGUUUCAGUCCCGGCCUCCCUGGCUACCCUCGUACCUGCACUGUGGACUUUGCUGUCUCCUUUGAAUUUCGGUCCCUUCUUCACUCCCAGCUCGCUCACGUCUUCUUCGACGAGGUGGUGAAGAAGAUGGUUUCAGCGUUUGAACGUCGCGCCUCCACGAUACACGGUGCCGAGACCCCAAUCCCCCGCGAGCUGAUGUUCCACGAGGUUCACCAGACGUAGCGCUGUCGCCGCAUGAAUGUGAAGGUCCACAGUGACGGAAAGAAGAGACUUGAACCGCAGUGCCUUCUCAUGACCAGCACAGACUGUCAGUAAAGCAGCAUACAGUGGAACUACUACAUCCAGCCAGCAGGCGGCGCCAUUUCUCACUAUCCAGACUUGUCGGAUGACACUAAACCAGCAGCCCGUGCUGUGCCUCUUUGAGCCAUCACAUGUGAAUGCUGUCCUGUUGGCGGUGGGUGGAGCCUGUCCCAGGGAGGCGGGGUGUUUGUUCUCUUUGAUGGCUGUUGUGUCUGUGCAGGCUGAUGAUGAGGAUCAUUUAUUUUCUUAACCAUGUGACAGGAAGUGAACAGGGAAUGAUGUCACACCUGAUGCUGUUUCCUGUUGCACACAUUGUGCUGUCACACAGAGGAAGGCGGGGUCAGGGCGGGGUCACCGGCAGAUCACCCAGCAUGUGAUCUAAGAUGAACCAGGUUCACGCGGUAGUCACAUGUGAUGGCGCAAGUUGAGCACAGUAGCCACACUCACAUCCUUUGACCUUGGAGUGAGUGUGGCUGACGUCUGUCUUCUCAGAUUGAAAUUUGGAUCUGUGUGUGUGUGUCACACUUAUAAGUCUUUAUUCACAGUCUUUAUUCUGCUGUCUGACUGUUCAUAAUCAGCACAACCACACAAACCUGGUAACGUGACGGGCGAAUGUUUGUUAGCGUCUUGACGGUUAGCGUACCGCCUAUCCCGCGUUGGUAAAACAUGCCCCUCAACAUGCUGUGUGUGCGAUAUCUAGAUUUCUUUGUGAUGUCACACAGCAGCUGGUGUUUAAAAUGUGCAAUGUUAGAAGUUAAAGUGUUCAUCUGACGAGGGCCUAAAGGGUCGAGGCAAAGGUCACGCCCCUUGACCCGGUCCUGUCAGAUUCCCGUUUCUCCUGCCAACCUGAAGCCUUCACGGAUCCAGAUGUCACUCGGUGCCUCUUAGCAGCAUGCUGACGUAUCUCAGUGCUUUUAAACUUCUUGUGUAUUUGAUCCUAUUUAUUUGGGUGUGUGUAUAUAUGGGGACCUCUGCUGGUGCCUCUGGGGUUAUUGUGCUGUGUAUAAAUUAUCUACAUGUACUUCCUGCAUGGCUAAAUAUCCUUUUUCUUAAAAUAAAGCUGGGGACAAAAGUCCUUGUGGUUGGUU